AUGCAUUUUAGUUUAAAGUACAUUUUUUUAUUAAUUUUUAUUGCAAAUGAAUGUGUUUCUAAAUCUAUAAAUCAAGAUCAUUUACAGUUAAAAUUUGUUUUCAUAUUGAUGAGACACAUGAACCGUGCGCCGUUGAUCCGGUACAAAAACCAAACUGAUCAAAUACCCUGGCCCCGCGGUUUGGGCGAGUUGACCGACCAGGGCGUGUGGAACGCGUACCGCGCGGGUCAAGCUCUGCGUGAACGGUACUUGGGCUUCUUACAUCCCCUACAGCGGUACACGCCCAGCGAGAUCGACGUGUCCACCACGGAGGUCGACCGGUGUUACCAGUCCGCCGGCUACCUGUUGGCUGGUAUGUACCCGCCCAACGAAGAGCAGACUUGGAACAAGGACCUCAAAUGGCAGCCCAUACCGAUCAAGACAAGUUUGUCGAAAGACCACCAGCAAUUUACAGGAGAUCCAAGAUUAUGUCCAAAGUAUGCUAUGGAAUUACAUGAAAUUUGUGAAAAUGCAAUAAAAACUGAAAAGAUAAAAAAAUUAAUCAACUAUAUGAAAAACUACACAUCAAAUCCAUUAAAUACACUUUAUGAUGUAUUAAAAGUAGCAGAUGUCAUUAUGACACAACGUAUGGCAAACUAUACAAUCCCUAAUUGGGCAUUAGAACGGUAUAAAGAUAUUGAAGAAUAUAUAUUAUAUUCUAUGACAAUAUUAGUUGAAACAGAUCAAAUGAAACUUUUAUAUUCAGGUGAAAUGUUAAAUGAUGUGUUAACGAGAAUGGAAGCAUCAAUAAAUAAAUCACCAGAUGCAAAAAAAAUAUAUUUGCAUGUUGGUCAUGAUUCGACUAUAGUUCCUUUCCUGAAGACACUAAAUGUAAAAAAUAUAACAUAUCCACUUUAUGGAGCAGCUGUUGUAAUGGAAUUAUAUGCAUCACUUUCAAAUGAAACGGUUGUAAAGCUAUUAUACAACAGAGACUAUGAAUGGAAAGAAUCAAACAUUGAGUUAAUUGAAUUACCAGGUUGUCCACAGCCAUGUCGACUAGAAGAUUUGCGCACACUCACACAACAAAUGAUACCUCGUAACUUAACUGAAGAAUGUAAAAAUUAA
This is a messenger RNA of Macrosiphum euphorbiae (potato aphid), 1104 nucleotides long. The record is from the annotation of a GenBank genome assembly. Lineage: Eukaryota; Metazoa; Arthropoda; Insecta; Hemiptera; Aphididae.